AUGCCCAUUCACAAUCUAGUAUGGGAGCUCGUGUCUCACAUUGCUCAGGAACUUGACGCGCAGCACUUAUUCAACUUUUCUCUAUCGUGUCGAACCCUGCAACGGCUCAUUUGGGACGACCAUAUAUGCGCAAUGUUUUUAGAAGGAGUCGAGGAAUUUGGGUCGUUCCGGAGUCUGACACUGACAGAAUUUACAUGGAAGUCGACCGCCCCGUUUGCACCAGAGACCAAGGCGGCUCAUAAAAGCAAAAAUUAUGCUAAAGCAUUACGGCUAAUUGUGAAGCGUCGAACCGCGAUUUUGUCUGCAUCUUCGUACCUGGCCGCGGUCGUUGCCGAAGCAGAAUCCUUCCUUUAUUCAAAUGGAGUUCUUUGCUACCUCAGCAACGGGUUACUAAAAAUACGUGAUCUGCACAACUCGGCACUUGAAGACACUGUUAGCAUCGGAAAGCUCCUGGAAGUAGAAGACCACCUUUCUGGGACCAUCAAGGAUGAACACUUUAAACUGCGCAUCUUGAACUACGCGGAUGGCUUCGUUUCUUGUUAUCUCAACCCCGGAAAUCGAUCAUUCCCCCGGCUUCUAGUCAUCAGCCUUUCCCACGGCCGCUUGUUCAGUCAUACACUUGCAUCCUCGCGGAAAAUCUUCGUACGAAAUGACGAUAAAUACCUUUAUUAUGGUACUCAUAGUGCCAUCGCAAGGGAUGGAAGUCAGCGCUGGGUACUUCAGGGCUGUAAUCUCCUGAAUGGUACUUGGCAAAACGAUUUGACACAUCUUUCUGACAGAAUUGGCUCCGAUAUUGGCGCCAACAUCUGCUUCGAGAUCAUUGACGGCUACUUUUACGCCCUGGGAAGUCAGAGAAACUCUCUCUAUAACUCCUAUAUUUGCGUCCGAUUUCGCAUUGAUCAGUCUUAA
This is a messenger RNA of Pyricularia pennisetigena, 909 nucleotides long. RefSeq lists its product as uncharacterized. Gene Ontology annotation, molecular function: protein binding. Lineage: Eukaryota; Fungi; Ascomycota; Sordariomycetes; Magnaporthales; Pyriculariaceae. Bases 1 to 909 code for a protein of 302 amino acids. The record is from RefSeq and is a predicted model, not a curated record. The transcript has 2 exons.